GCUUCCAAGCCUGUGACCUAUACACCACACAUUCUUUCCUUUGCGUCGGUAUAAUUUAUAGCUUAUUUGUGUCUGCAGUCGGAAAGGGCUCCCAAAGCAUCGCAGGCGUCCUGGGAGCUCUCAGCAGCGGUUAUCGGAGCAUCUGUGAAUAGACCGGUUAUAGCAAAGAGCCCAAAAUGAAGGGCACAGCUGGCCAGCGCCAGGGCAACCAGGCUCGCGCGGGCGGAAGGACUGUAUCCGUGGUCUGUAAUGCAAAGUACAGCGCGCCACUACGCAACCAGCAGAGUGGCGCUGCGGCUCCGCAAACUGCAGAGUUUUCUGGGCGUGGGGCCACAACAUGUGGGACGUUCAUUCCGGGGUUGCCCGAGCUCUCGGGGCUCGCUGUGCGUCCCAGCUCGCCGACAUGGCGCAUCGUCCAGAGCCGCCAGCGUGAAUCGGUCAUCGCAAACUCAACUGACUACACGUCCAGCGCCAGCGAUGAGGGCGUUCUGCGCUUGCCAGGGCGCACCGAGCUGGAGCCCCAUAUGGUCACCAACGUCUUCGGCUUCCCGCGCAACCUGGUGGACAAGUACCACCUGGGGCGCGUGAUUGGCGCCGGCAGCUUCGGGGUGGUGCGCGAGGUGGUGGAGAAAGCCACCGGCAAGACGGCCGCGGUGAAGACCAUCCCCAAGGUGCCCAAGCGCGGCCUGCCCACGCCGCGCUACCUGCUCAAACUGCGCACCGAGGUGGAGAUCAUGCAGCAGCUGGGCUACAGCCUGGACGCGGUCAACCUGCGGGACGUGUUUGAGGACGACGACUCCAUCCACCUGGUCAUGGAGCUGUGUGAGGGUGGCGCGCUGCUGGAGCGCAUCGAGGCGCACAAGUACUCUGAGAAGUACAUUGCGCGGCUGACGCGCUCCAUCCUGCGCUUCAUCAGCCAGUGCCACGCCAAGGGAAUCAUCUACCGCGACGUCAAGCCGGACAACUUCCUGUUCCUGCGCCACGACGACGAGUCGCCACUCAAGGCCACCGACUUUGGCCUGUCCAUCCGCCACUGGCCCGACGAGCCCAAACUCACCUCGCGCUCGGGCACGCCCGCCUACAUGGCUCCGGAGCUGGUGCUGCAGUCGUACGACGAGAAGUGCGACAUCUGGAGCGUGGGCAUGCUCACCUACCAGCUGCUGACGGGCCGCUUCCCGUUCUGGGAGGACGUGCGCACGCAGACGCUCAGCGACGUGUGGAAGGCCAUCCUCACGCAGGACGUCAACUGGGACGCGCAGGAGCUGAAGCAGCUGUCGCCCAGCGCGGUGGACCUGCUGAAGCGGCUGCUGCAGCGCGACCCCGCGCAGCGCCCCUCCGCCUUCGCCGCGCUGGAGCACCCCUGGCUGUCCGAGGAGGGCCGCGCGCGCGACCUGCCGCUGCAGGGCAGCGUGGUGCAGCGCCUGCAGCGCUUCUCCACCUUUGGGCACCUGAAGCAGCUGGUGCUCAAGAUCAUCGUGGACGAGAUCCGCGACGAGAUGACCGGCGCCGCCGCCGCCGGCCAGAAGCCGCACGGCGUCAGCCGCAAGGCGCGCACCGCGCUGGGGAACCUGCAGGACCUGUUCAACGAGCUGGACACGGACGGCAGCGGCGCCAUCUCGUUUGAGGAGCUGUCGUCCGGCCUGCGCCGCCAGGGCUACGUGCUGGCGGACAACGAGAUUGAGAACCUCAUGCGGCGCGUGGACAGCGACCACAACGGCACCGUGGACCUGUCGGAGUUCAUCGCCACGCUCAUGGACUGGGACCAGGUGCAGUCGGAACAGAACUGGCAGACGUACCUGGACCACGCGUUCCGCAAGAUGGACCACGACGGCGACGGCUUCAUCAGCCUGGACGAGCUGCUGCAGCAGCUGCCGCCGCUGAGGCCCGCGCCGGGGGCGCCGGCGGGCGGCCUGGCGCAGGUGGUGGGCUCAGCGGUGUCUGGCGCCGCCGCGGCGCUGGGCCUGGGCGGGCGGCUGGAGGCGUACGAGGGCGACGCGGAGCGGCUGGCGGAGGCCAAGCUGAUGCUGCGCGAGGCGGACACCAACGGCGACGGCAAGAUCAGCCGCGAGGAGUUCUUUGACCUGCUGCGGGACGGCCACGCGCCCGACAGCCUGUCCUUCUACGACGACCGCCUGGCCAUUGGGGAGGACGGCCGCGCGCGGCCCGUGACGCAGGCACACCCGCCCUCGUCACAGCAGCAGCAGCAGCAGGGCGGCCUGCAGACGGCGCAGAGGUAGAGACGCACGGGGCGCCAAACGCGCGACAGCGUGUGCGCACACGGCGCGUCUUGUGCAAGGCGGCAGGCGACGCGCAGAUGGUGACGCACGUCGUUGAGACUAGACUUGAGGCACCGAGAGACGCGAAGGCGCAGGGAAUGCGGCAGCCACGGCGCCGGCGCGUUUUUGAUGACAGGCUUGCGUUUUCAGAACUUGGCACGAGCGUGUGUGCGUCUGUCUGAGCGUGCUUUGUGUGUUGUAGCAUAUAGCUUCGCAAUGGGCAGUGCGGGUGCAGAACACUGCAUUGCAUUGCAGGGCAGGGCAGGGCACGCCGCCGUGGCAGGGGCCAGGGGCAGGCAUGUGGCCGCGCACGGGGGAGGGGCGCUCGGUUUUGGGGUGAGAGCGGCCCUUCAGCAGCAAAUGUGUGUGUGUGUGUAUGGGGGCUUCGAUGCAGCACGGGACUACUUGCACGUUGCAUGCGGUUGUGUGUAAGGCUUGAUGGGCCGCCGCUUGCUGCUCUGCGAAGGGUGCCGGUACGCACGCGUGGGCAGCAGCGCACGGCCACGCAAUGCUGCUGGCUAGGAGCACGCGAGGACCUUGCUGGGACUUGUCAGGACAUGAACGCUAUUUGAGAACUUGUUUCAAGCCGCAUGAUAAAGAAUGUGAAUGACGUCGUUGAACAGUACGGGGGUGGCACGGGUGAGGGGUGGCCAGCAGCAUGCGCCGGACCCGAACUGGACUGAACCUUUGAGCAGGCAGGUCGGCUUGCUAUUCCUUGUUUCUUGAUUCGAAUGGGGACCCCGGCUUUUCUGUGAGGCGGUGCUGCGGGUGUAGAGUAGGUGGGUGGGGGCGGUGUGUCGUGUUGCCAGGCCGCCAAGGGGCGUGCACGCGCACACACACUGCGGCAGCUGAGACUGCCAUGCCAGAGGGUGGCGGGUGUUGCUGGCAAGCUCUGGAGAUCGUGAUUACGUGGGGGCAAACAACCUGUGGGUAUGCCAGUGUGUGUGCGUGCCUUUCAGACGUGGUGGGGCAAAGCCAAAGCCGACCAACCAAGCGCUGUAACACCCACGACCG
Messenger RNA from Chlamydomonas reinhardtii, 3290 nucleotides. RefSeq lists its product as uncharacterized. Lineage: Eukaryota; Viridiplantae; Chlorophyta; Chlorophyceae; Chlamydomonadales; Chlamydomonadaceae. The coding region runs from base 177 to 2237 and encodes 686 amino acids. Gene Ontology annotation, molecular function: calcium/calmodulin-dependent protein kinase activity; ATP binding; calcium ion binding. Gene Ontology annotation, cellular component: nucleus; cytoplasm. Gene Ontology annotation, biological process: protein autophosphorylation; peptidyl-serine phosphorylation; intracellular signal transduction. The transcript has 15 exons. The record is from RefSeq and is a predicted model, not a curated record.